Aureobasidium uvarum is the source of this 810-nucleotide messenger RNA. NCBI's taxonomy places the organism in Eukaryota, Fungi, Ascomycota, Dothideomycetes, Dothideales, Saccotheciaceae. The record is from the annotation of a GenBank genome assembly.
AUGCAUAUCACCGCACGUCAAAACCCCAAGGACUUGUGUACCGAAAGAAACCGCAGAGCCCUCAUGUACAAUAACCCCACCACCUCAGACACAACCAUCCACUUCAACGGCCACUCCAUCCGCGCACACAAAGCCAUCCUCUCAGAACAUUCAGAAGUAUUUUUCCUCGCCUUCCAAGGCCCCUUUGCCAAAGUCUCUUCGUACACCAUUGCAACCGAGGAAUACGAUGAUCAAGCCGUGGAAGCCCUUCUCAAACACAUGUACUCACUUCCCUACCAAGAACCUGUAGAUCUAGAAGUGGAUUUACAGUGGUACUUGCAACUGUAUUUGAUUGCAGUCGAGUACAGUGUAGAGAGUUUUGAACACAGUGUUGUGGAGGUGAUCAAGACGGAAGUGUUUGCUAGUAAAGAGGUUACUGAUGACGAGGAAGUCUUUGACGAUUGCUGGGAUCGGAUCAAAGACCUGUAUGCCUCCAACUCUCUACCCAUGUCUCUAUUCGACAUGGUGUCUCGACUCUGCAAUCAACGCUCUCGCUACAAAGGCAUCAGAGAAGAAAGCAAGCGUGAAAAAGAGUGGAGACGAAGACAGACGACUACUGGCACAAAAGACCAGACUGCAAAUCUGCGAGCGGAGAAUUUGUUGACGAGCAAGGAAAACUGGAUGAGUGUCGGACUUGAAGAGGAGGUUACUCAGAUGAGUAAAAAGGAAAGGAGAAAGGCGAGUUAUGAGAAGAAGACGAGGUACAGAAAGCAUAGACAUGCUCAUCAUGGGCGUAUGGGGUCUCUGGCGGAGCAAGAGGAGGAGGAUUGA